AUGUUAACAGAGGGGACGUGCCACAGGGAAAGUUUGGGAAAGAUUCAGCAUAAAGUGAACUCCGCCACCAUCAUCGUCCCGAGAGUUUCCACUAACCCUGACGUGCAUCACGACUUCUGCACCUUCCAGCCACUGUCUCCUAAUGACGCCCUGGAGGAACGCCUCCUACUGGACUCCAUUGCUUGGCCUAAAACUCCACUAUUGCCAGCUCCUCUUUGCCUGGAGAAGACCAGUGAUCCAGCUCACAGCUCCUUCACCAUUCUCCCAAGGAGAGGAGGAGGACAGUGGCACGUAGGGGAUCAGCUGGAGGUUAGGAUCAAAAUCUCUGAUUUCGACGGCUGUCCCAAGAAGUCUGGAGGGGACUUCUUACUCGCCCGACUGCACAACCAGAAGCUUGGUGCAGGUGUGGUUGGGCAAGUGGUGGAUCAUCUGAAUGGCAGCUACUCUGCUGUAUUCCCUUUACCCUGGGAAGGAGAUGCGGAGGUUGAGGUGACGCUGGUUCACUCUAGUGAAGCUGUCACAGUGCUGAACAGGCUGACCAGUGAACAGCCUGACAGGAUUUCCUUUAAGAGCCUCUUCCGCUCAGCCUCACUCUCUGAAACUACAAUCUGUAACGUCUGCCUACGUCCAACAAAGCAGCCGCUGUGCAACUACACUGACCUCCGUACAGGCGAGCCUUGGUUCUGCUACAAGCCAAAGAACCUGAGCUGUGAUGCCAGGAUCAACCACGCAAUGGGAAACUACAAACAAAACCUCAGGGCCAACGAGGAGAAGCUCUUUCAAAGUCGUGUCAACUUGAAAGUCUACCUACAAGCUUCAGGACCAGCCAAUGUCACAGUGUUGCCAACAAAGAAAGGUACAAUUUUACUACUGCCAUUACUAAAGAAUAGCAGCAGUGUGAAGUCUGGCUAUUACUACCAGGGUGUGUGGCGAGCACUAGGUGGCACCACAAUUCGCCAAUUUAACAACUCCACCAUCAGUCAGUGUCUGAAAGGCAAGGAGGUCCACAUGUAUGGAGACUCCACCAUCAGGCAGUGGUUUGAAUACCUCAACGCAGCACUGCCAGAUCUUAAAGAGUUUAACCUGCACAGCCUGAAGCAAGUUGGACCUUUCAUGGCCUUGGACUAUGCAAACAACAUCUUGGUGACGUACCGCUGCCACGGUCCUCCUAUCCGUUUUUCCAACGUCCCAACCAGCGAGCUUCGCUACAUUGCCAAUGAAAUUGAUGGCUUAACCGGAGGCAACAAUACUGUUGUAGUUUUCGGCAUCUGGUCUCAUUUCAGCACUUUUCCCAUGGAGGUCUACAUCCGGCGGCUGCAGAGCAUCCGCAGGGCGGUGGUGCGGCUGCUGGACAGGGCUCCAGGCACGGUGGUCAUCAUCCGGACCGCCAACCCCAAAGCCUUGACACUUUAUGAGACAAUAACCAACAGUGACUGGUACUCGCUGCAGCGUGAUAAGGUGCUCAGAGCAAUGUUCAAAGGACUCAACGUUCAUCUGAUCGAUGCCUGGGAGAUGGUUCUUGCCCAUCACCUGCCGCACAACCUCCACCCACAACCUCCCAUUAUUAAGACUAUGAUGGACCUUCUCUUGUCCUACAUAUGCCCUAAAAACAGUGGCUAGAUGCGUGUUUGUUGCAGUUCCAAGCCAUAUUAGGGUUGGGUAUUACAAAUAACCACUGCUGAAUGAUCACAAUUAACACAAACUGUACAACCUCAUUACUUGCCCCAUGUGUUGGGAUUGUCAAGCAGCAUUUCAGGAAAUGCAGAAAACACUGUAUACUAUUUCUUUGCUGGGCACAGUGACUUCCUGAAUGACUCCGGGAUGGUUUAUACACGAGAUACUGUUGUUAUCCAGCAUAGUGGGAGUUUUUUUCCAUUCUAUAAUCAGUCAAUGGAGGAUAAAACUGCAAGUGGAUUCACUUUUUAAGAAGCCUUAACUUAAACAGCCACAUAUUUAUAAAAAUGUCCCUCAUGGGAUGUUAAUGGUGUAAUGGCUCCAAAGAUCAGGAACAAAG
Molecule: messenger RNA, 2014 nt
Organism: Perca flavescens (yellow perch)
Lineage: Eukaryota; Metazoa; Chordata; Actinopteri; Perciformes; Percidae
Product: NXPE family member 3
Exons: 6
Coding region: 1-1620 (539 amino acids)
Source: RefSeq, a predicted model, not a curated record